CCGGUUAUGUAUUCCCCCAAGGUAUUUGGAGUUAAAGAGAGAGAGGCACGAUUUCAAGAACAAAUGAAUCGUCGUAUUUUGAUCGACUGGGUGCGUAUAACUGGUCUCAAAAAUCCUUAUAGGAAGAAAUUGGACCGUCUUCUAGAUGAUUUUGGAAAAGACGUCUUGAAAGUGCCUGAAGAAUUAAAGGAUUGGUUUGCAUGGCCGGCCCCAGCGGGGAAGAAAGGGGAUAUAUUAGCUAUUAGGGUUCAAAUCAGUUACAAAUUUUGGAAAUAUUUCAUAUCAACUGGCAAAAAUAAUUUGUACGAGUAUAAUCACAAAAAUGGUGAAGACAUAAAUGUUGCCAGAGAAAAAACUCUUUCCUUGACUGAUCAAGAUCGCCUCGGAUUAUAUAUGAGAAGAAUUGUAAAGCAGAAGUACUUGGAGAAAGGGAAGAAUGUGGAAAUUAGUUACCGUAGAGGCAUGAUCAAGAUUGGAAAAUCGGAUCCUGUAAAACCAGCAAUGGCUGUUUAUGUAUACGACAUUGACAUCAAUGAUUGGAAUGGAGUUCCCAUCGACACUCUGUUAAGUGAGGAAGAGAAAAAAUCGAUUGAAGGCUGUUCGGAAAAAAUGUCGCAUCAUCAGCUACCACGCCUUAUCGCUGCAGGAUCAACACGGAAAAUAGUGAAUGGGGAAGUUUUCGACAAAGCAGAGCUAGCUCUGCAAGAAGAAGCUAAACAUUGCACCAAGCUUGACUUACCCUAA
Molecule: messenger RNA, 744 nt
Organism: Cylicocyclus nassatus
Lineage: Eukaryota; Metazoa; Nematoda; Chromadorea; Rhabditida; Strongylidae
Source: the annotation of a GenBank genome assembly